CCCGCCCCCAGCAGGCUAGGCUGCGCGGGACCGCGGGCGGCGAGGGCAGGUGCGGCGAGCUGCGGGCAGGUGGCGGCGCGGCGCGGGCCAGCGUUGAAGGAGGCACCAGGACCUGCUGCAACUGAGCCUGCAGGGACGAGCUUCCCUCCCCCGCCAGCCUCUGCCAUGGGAGUGUGGGGACAGCCCCGGUUGCGAUGAGAUGCGACACCGUUGGCUUCCUCUGGCAGUCACACAUCCCCAGCCAGGGCCCGCAGGCUCAGUGGCUUCUGCAUUUCGGAUGUCCUGUGUCUCCAUGGAUCCGCAGCCAUAGCCAUGGCGACGCGGGUGGAGGUCGGCUCCGUAACGACCCUGACAGGAGUGCCGGGCCUCAGUGAGAUCGCCAAGGAGGAGACCCUGACUCGGACCUACUUCCGCCAGGCGGGGGACGCCCCCGGGGCCACCUUGGCCCGGCUCUCUGAGGGAAAAGGCCCCCUGCGGAGCCCCACACGCUUACUCCCCCUGCCCAGACUGGCCCCCAAGCCCUUCUUCAAGGAGAAGGCCCCGGAUGCAAAGACCCCCAUCGCAUCCUCGCAGCCCAGCCCAGCCAGGCCGGCUCCUUCCUGCGGGUGCCCCCAGGACGUGGCAGCAAAGGCCCUGGGUGCCGGGAUGCCCAGCCUGGCGGGGCAGGAGGCGGGGGGCGGCGAGGGCCUGCGGAGAAGCUCAUCCCUGUUCCACAAGGCCGCCUCCCUGCGGUCCAGCCCCUGCUCCGUGAUCCUCUUUGAAACCACCGAAGCUGGCCCCACGCUGGGCAGGCGGGCUGGGGAGGGGGCGCAGGAGGCCAGCGCAGGUGUGUCCCAGGCGUCCCCCUCCGGCUCACGGCCCGAGGUGGCUGCCAAGCCCACCCUGCCCGCCCGAAAGCCUGGGGGGACCCUGCCCAGCCCGGCCUCCCUGUCCCAGGACACACUGCUGGCCACCACGCGAGAGGAGGCAGGCCCAGAGGAGCCGCCCGCCAAGGCCGGCGGCGUCGAGGGCACGGGGGGCCCUGCCGUGGGGCCCAGGCCUCCUCGCCCGAAGAGGAGGCCGGUAUCAGCCAUUUUCAUGGAGACCGUUCAGCCCCAGAAACCAGGCCCAGGCGGAGCGGCCGCGGUGGGGAAAGCGCCCCCCACACCUCCUGAGAAGACGUGGGUGCGGAGGCCCAGGCCCCUGUCCGUGGACCUCACGGCCCGGUUCGAGAGCAGAGAGAUCUUGCUGAAGAAGGUGGCUGAGGAGGCCACCGUGGGCCCCAUCGGCCAGCAGCAGGGGCCCCAGCGGUCCAACCAGGUGCCCAAAGAGGAGGGCGCUUGUGUGGGCAAAGCAGAGGCCCCCCUUCAGGACCCCGAUGCAGACUUCCUGGAGGUGGCCAAGAAGCUCCAAGAACGGAAGGACAAGAUGCUUUCUAAGCAGGCGAGCUCAGCCAGGGUCAGCUCCACCGAGGACCGGAGGCUUGGGGAGGGGAGAGCCACGCCGGAGGGGGAGCCAGAGAGGGCUCCCCAGUCCCCUUCGCCCAGGCCAGGGAACGGCCAAGAAAUGGCUGAGGUCAAGAGCAGACCAUCCGAUGGGGAAAUCCGGACUAGGGGAGAGUGGGUCUCCAGGGGCAGCGUCAAGAAGCGCCUCAGCCUCUUUGGGGAGGAGAGCACCGUGGCCGUGGCCAUGACAGUGGGGUCUGAGCCCCCACUGUCCACCCCUGAGUCCCCGUCGGCUGGUCCAGAGCUGCAGAAAACAGGGGUGAGCGUCCAGGAGCGGAUCAAAGGCUGGGCCACCGAGAGCUCCGAGGCCAAGCCGGAGGUCAGAAGGAAGGCAUUCCAGGCACGGCCACUGUCGGCAGACUUGACCAAACUGUUUUCAAGUUCGGCUUCAAGCAACGAAGUCAAGUAUGAGAGAUGUGCGGAGCUGAGUGACGAGCUUGCUAAGGAACCGAGAAAGAAGUCAAAGGAAGGGCCUGCUUUGGAUGGGGCCUCUGCUCCCAGAAGCCCCUGGCAGCUGGGGACGCUCCGGGAGAAGUCCAGGCAGACACCGAGGAAAGACAGUUGCCCCGCAGCCCCCAACAGCUGCUGCGGGGGGAGCACGGCGGGGGCCCUGAGCUCCCCGGACAGUGCUCCCGAAGACGACGGGAGCUUCCAGACCGUGAGGGCCACGGUGUUUGAGCAUCACGUGGAGAGACACACUGUGGCCGACCAGUCGGUAUGCUGUCCCUCAGCGACACCCCCUGGCACUGUGACCCAUGUCCCUGAGCCCAGACCCAGGCCCGAGAGAAGCUCCUGGCUGGGGAAGGACCCUCCGGAAAAGGCCGUCCUCCAGAGAGAGAACUGCAGGCGGUUUGGGAAUCCUGACACGGAAAAUUUGGGACGGACUCCUCUCUUGAAUGGUGACCCCAAACAGUAUCACACGCCUCUCCCCGAAAAGUGCCCCCCGGGCGAGAAACGUAGCAACAACCCCUUCCUCCUGUGCUUGGAAAGCCCUCCCAGGUCACAGAGGGUCGAGCCCAAGUAUGACAUCAUGCACACAGUGGGGGAGCGCGCGCACAGUGAGGCCGUCCCCACUGCGCCCGAGGAGAAGGCUGUGACGCUCCGGAGCAGCAGGGCCCGGCCCUCGCUGAAGGGGGGGCAGCUGACCCCUGAGGGCACCCCUGCCCCCGCAGAGUGCAGGCUGGACAGUCAGGUGGGGUCCGUCCAAAGGGCCAGUUUGAUCUGGGAAGCCCGAGGGACACAGGAGGUCAGCGGGCUCCACCCCGACUCCCGAGAGCCAAAGGACGUAUUCAGGGGCCUGUCACCCAAGUGGAAAGACGGGGCGGCCGGGAACUGGCAUAAAGCCACGGUGGUGGUCAGUGACGAGAAAGGCUCGGAAGUGAGUCCUGCCCUCACCGGUGAGCGCUCGGCCAGGCCCUGCGGCGGCGAGGCUGCCUCUGUCAGGGCCACCCAGGCCGCCACCAGGGAGCCCCGGCACCAGGGGCCUGAAGGGGCCGGGAGCAAGCCGGGCGUCUGUGUUUCAGCAGGAGAGAGGGGUUUGCUGUGGGGCUGCCCCCUGGACCCUCCUUUCAGGGCUGAGGAGGAGCCCUCCGGCUCCCCCGCUCGGCCACGUCUCCAAGGGCCGGCGCGGAAAGGGCCCCUGGUCGUGGCUGCCGGUGGGGGCGAACCGAAGCCAGCCCAGGCCCGGGAGCCUGAAGUUAGGAUGCGGAGGGUGAGCCCCUCGGACCAGAGAUUUGAGAGGUGGAGGCGGCGGACUUUACCCCACGAUGUGAAGUUCGACGAGUUCAGCUUCCUGGCCCCAGAACACUCUUCAAAGGUGGAGCAGAGAGGCGCGGACCAUCCGAGCUCCACCGCAGGUGCCUUAAGGAAGCCUCAACCCUCCCAUAACAGGGUGGAGGCCCAGGACAAGGACCCAGGAGUUUCACGGGACCCGGCUCCUCCUGCAGCGAAGCCAGGGUCAUCUGUAGAACCCAAGGUGACAUUUUUUGCAGUGACAUAUCAUAUUCCUGAUACUCAAAAAGCAAAGAGCAUUGUCAAGUCAGGGCUGGAACACCUGACAGAACAUUCUAGAAAAAUAGCUCCGCCUCCAUCUCCUCAUCCUUUACCUUCUACCAUGGCUUCUCUCAACCCUGAAGAGCCGCUGGAGACCGUGGGCAGUAAAAACUGGGCUCAGGGCAGAGAGCAUGACAAUGCAAGCGUUUCAAAAACCCGAAAGCUGGCCGACGCCUCACCGCCUCUUGGGGACAGGAUUAUGGGUCUUUGUACCGAGAGGAUCACUGACACCGACACUUGUGUUGGUGUUCAUCGGCGGCAACCAGAGGACAGCCCUGGUUUCCAGAGCGAUUGGAGGGACAGUGGGAACAAGACGUCCCCCAGCCGUGCUCCCCAGACGACCCCAGCUUCCACAAGUCGCCUGAAAGCCAGCGACCUCCUGGUCAGAAGGAGGACUGGGGUGGUCAGCGAGACAUUCCCAGGUAAAGUCAAAGACGGCUACCGAUCCAGCGUUCUUGACAUCGAUGCCCUGAUGGCCGAGUACAAGAAGCAGGAGGCUCAGGAGCAGGUGCCGGGCCCGCCCACGGAGCCCAGUGGCCGGUCUCAGGAGAGGCCAGGCCAGCAGGGCGGGGCUGAACGGAGGAGGAGGAGCCUGAAGGAAGGGCUGGAAGCCGAGGGUCCUCGGAAACGAGCCAGCCUUGCUGAGACAAACCACAGUUCUAGUCCCAGCUCCGGCAAGCAGCCUGCAGAGACCCCGGGGGCGGCCACGAGCCCCAAACUCAGCUCUCCUCUGUGGGCUCUGCCGCAGCCAGCUCCUGAAAAGCAGCCAGGGGCCUCCGCUGGCCCCGGGGCUCCCAGGAAGGUCUCAGGAAUCUCUGAGGAUGAAACGAAGACCUUUGCUAAUAAACACCCCAGUGCCGCCCGGGAGGAGUCAGGCGCGGGAGCCAGUGUGUUGCCCAGACCCUCCCCAGCCGACCACAAGAAAGGGACCCCGAGGCAGUCCAGUUGGAGGGGAGAGGACGGCCUUGCGGCCCAGUGGGGUGACCACCCACAGCACCGUGGCAGGUCACCGCUGGAUGUCAAAAGGGCCUAUUCAGAGAAGGGCCCUCCUGCCAGAAUCCGAGAGGGCCUGUCCAUCAUGCAGGAAGCCAGAGAGAGGAGGCGAGAACACAAGGCAAGGCGCAGCCUCCCUGGGGAGAGCUCGGAGGCCAAGGAGGCCCCAGCAGCACCCCGUCGGCAGGACUCCGGGACGCGAGACGGUCGCAAGGUGCCGUCGCGAGACCCGGGGAGGGAGGAUGUCUCCCAGGACAGUGAGCAGCCGCACCGGCAGGUGCCCCCUGCGGCCUUGGGCCCCCGAAGGAGCCACAGCUUCUGCAAGGACAAGAGGAGCGGGGCCUUCGUGGAUCAGCUGAAACAAUGUUUCACCAGGCGGCCCCCCGAGGCCAAGGACACUGACACCCUCGUGCAGGAAGCCGACAGCCAGUAUGGGACAUGGACGGACCAGCACCAGAGUGGGGAGAGCCUGGGGCCCGAGUCCCCUUCCCCGGACAGCAGCGCCGCCUCAGCUCGGAAGCAGCCCUCCAGCAGCCGCUUGUCCUCACUGUCUUCCCACACGGAGGCCACCUCCACCGGGGACCAGCAGGACUGCUCCCGGGACCGGCGGAGCACCAGCGUGGACCGCUCCAGCACUGACCUCGAGUCCACCGACGGGACGGAGGGGCCGCCCGCUCCGGACACCGGCUCUGCGAGGACCGUGGACGACUUCUCCUUCAUCGAUCAAACUUCAGUCCUCGACUCAAGUGCCCUGAAGACCCGGGUGCAGCUCAGCAAGAGAAGCCGCCGCCGGGCUCCCAUCUCGCACUCGCUCCGGCGCAGCCGGCUGAGCGAGUCGGAGAGCAGGUCUCCGCUGGAAGAGGAGGCCGACAGCACGUGGAUGUUCAAGGACUCGACAGAAGAGAAAUCCCCCAGGAGAGAAGAGUCCGAUGACGAGGAGCAGCCACCCAGGACCGAGAGGACCCCCGUCAGCCACCCCCAGAGGAUGCCGGUGUUUCCAGGCGUAGACCCGGCAGCGCUGAAGGCUCAGCUGCAGAAGAGGCCAGAGGUGGACAGUCCCAGCGAGUCGCCCGGCUGGGCCCCGCAGUCCAAGACCCCCAAGUCCCCCUUCCAGCUGGGCAGUCGUGUGCUGCCCACCAGUGUCGACAAGGAUGAGAGGUCUGAAGAGCCCUCACCCCAGUGGCUAAAGGAGCUGAAAUCCAAGAAGAGGCAAAGCCUGUAUGAGAAUCAGGCUUGACCAGACAGGGUCACUGCCACGUUAAUGAACAGAAGCCUUAACUGUCACAACCCCCAAGACGAGGCCACGCUGCUGCCGUUCCUGCCCGCACAAUGGUUCCCUGCCAGGGCCCUUCUGGUGGUCCAGGGCGCCACACCGCACCGCUCCUGGCAGGUGCCCCCAAACCCGGGGCGGAAAGGCCUGCCCUCCUCAGUGCCCACUCAUCUCCCUGGACAGCACCUCGGCCUGGGAGAGAAGCCAGGCCGCCCAGAAACACCCACGCUGGUGGUUGGGGGCUUACGUAAAAAACGUGCGUCUGCCCACGCAGCCGCAGCUCCGGGUACGUGGGUGUCGGGCUGGAUCAUCUCCCAGGGUUCUGGACAACACCGGAGUCGCAAAAGCACCUCUUCCCCCCACCCCAGGGCAGGUCUUGUUCAAGAGGACUUUGGUCUCCUGCUCGAGUUGCGUGCAAGGCAGUUCUCUGAGGCGGGGGGAGGGGGUGUUCCAUGACUUCUCUGGCCAGUUCCAUCUCUCUGGAAGGAUCAGCAGCUCUGACGUUUAAACACACCCACCCUUACAGGUAGCCUUCCAGCAGGGCUCCAUGCACAGUGGCCCUCUCGUGUCGAGUGUCAUCUCUGUUUGCUUUAGAAGGUGACAGAGCAAUAAUCAGCCAAUCCCCCCUUGAAGUUUGCUAUGUAUGUAUGUUUUCACGGUGAAGAGCGGGAGGAGAGAGGUGGGGCCGCUUUGCCGGAAGUAUCCGAUCAUCUCAGGUUACCUGACCCUGUCCAGGCGUCUUCAAAACUCCAGCGGUUUGCGCAUCUGCUCCCGGUUUCUCUUCUUCCCCAGCUCUGAUUUCUGUGGAGCGACCUUUGUCCCUUGACCUCAAGGGCUCAUACGCCGCAGCCCAAACGGCAGUGCCUUUCCCACCCUGCGCAUCUUUUUCUCCAGAGCCGCGUCUGAACGCCACCCGAGCUGCAGGCGCGGAGCCUGUCCACAUCGGCCUCGGAACACGUACCUAAGCGAGGAUUCUUGUGUUUCUUCUCGCCUCUUCCUCUACCAGCCCCCGCUGAGCUCCCCUGACCAAGUGCUCUUUUUAGGGCCAAAUGAAGGAAGGCAGGGUGUUGCUGAAAGCUCUUCUCUGGAGGGGAGCUCCCCCGGUCCCCACCAGACCUGGGGGACUCUGGACAGAAGUGCUAGAUCCUAGGUAAGGAUGUGUAAGGUUUCCCUUGCCUUUUCUCCCCUUGCUGUCUCUACUCUGUCCUCUUUGGAAAUCCUCAGCACCAGCCUUUCCCACCUGUGAAGCCCGAGGCCGCAGCACACAUCCCAGAAAUGCCUGGCUGGCCACCCGCCAUGCCUGGAGUUGCCAUAAACUUUGUGCCAACCUUACCUGGGAGAUGCCCACUGGUGAGGAUGCUCAGGCAGUUCGUGGGGGCCGCCUGUGAUUGCUGAGGGGCCCUGGAGCUCAGUUUGCUAAGGGUGCGUGCGCAGUGCUGGCCAGAUGUGGACGUGGGGGGCACACGCACGCCCCUCACCCCUGCAACCUCCCAAAAGGCGGGAGUGCUUCAUAAAUCCAUGGUUUGCAAAUGGCGUCCAAGGCUCCCUUCUUCCCGGCCACCUCUCCAAGAGUCUCUGUUUAUCUGCCCACCUUCGUUUGUCCCUCAUCUCCCUUUCCCACCACUUUCCUCUCUUGGGGGGCGGGGCGGGGGGUGGGGUGGAGAGCAGUCUCCGUUCUCCGGCCUUUGCCUGGAGAGCGGCUGUGGGUCAGCACCACGGACAGGGACGGGAGCCGCCCUCCCUGAGUCCUGCGGGCUGUGCUCCGGCGGCUUACUGAUGGGCACUGGUCGGACCCUGUCACCGCCCCCCCCCAGCCUGGUGCACCUGGAAGCCCCCUCCCCACCACCCCCGCAUCUGUGUCUGGAGGUCGGGCCUCACUCCGUAAUAGUUGUGUUCUCCUCAUUCCCUAAGUAAGGGGUCGAUCUCUCCUCUCUGGCCUUUUGGGGAUUUCCUUCCUCCAGGAACUGCUUCAGUUGACUUUGGUUGUUAUUUAAGGCCCAUUUCUUGUUUUAUAACAGUGGAUAUGGUGGCUCUCCAGGUCCAUAGUCCUCUAUAGGACACUGCUGGCGUCCGGAGUUCCUUUUGUGGCUGCUGCUUUCUUUUGUCUUUCUGGGGUGGGAAGGGCCCCUUGGCACCCUGUCAGACUGCAGUAGGAAAUGACCUGUCCUCUCCGGUGAGUGUACUGGUGCUCACCGCACACAGCUCUCCGUUCUGAACAAGUCACGUUUCAGCCCAAGUCUAGCCGGCAGGAAAGAAAAACACUCUGCAGUGAGAUUGACCUGGAGCUCUUUUGCCUAACCACCCCCCCCACCCCUGCAAACACACCUUGACUGGAAAUUGAGAGCCAGUUAAUUCCUUGGAGAUUAAGACAUACAAAGUCCACCCCUUUACACUGACUAGAGCAAGCCCUGAACAUCCUCCUUGCUUUCCUUCACCUCCGGCAGCCUCACCUCCCCACCCCAGGGCAGAUGACCACAGCGGGUAGGGGCGGCCCUCCCCCUGCGGGUUCCCCACCAGCCCAGUGGGGUGCGGUCACGAGGGACGGUUCCCAGAGCUUUUGCAGAGGGCUGGGCCAGGGGCAUGGGCUUCUCCCCUUCUGAAACUGGGCGAGCUCUUCGGGGCAAAGCACGGGUUUGCAUGCUAGUUUCUCGAGUUAGCCCGGAGUCAUCUUUGGAAACCUGUCUCCUUUUAAACGAACUUAAUAUGCCUUAAUCAUCCAUAUGCAAUCAAGUCCCCUGUUCUCUGACCUGCCUCCUCUGGGCCUUUGGCUCUCCUCCAAUGAGAGUCUUACACAGAAAGCACAUGGUGGUAGUCGUAUGGUCUCUGCUCACCCCCCACCCCAUCUCUGUCUCUCUCCCCCUCCCUCCACCUGCUCACACACACCCUGGGCACAUCAGCGUUUUGACAGAGGAUCUUCUGAUAAGCCUGUAUCUUUUCCCCUCCAGUAGAUCCCCUUGGUGGUCUCUUGCCCAAGGAAACAGAGGCCUCUGGCCUGUGAACCCCCCUGGCAAGGCCUCAGGAAGCAGUUUUGCAGAGGACUGCCCGGUGCCCCAGAGAACUUCUGGGGCAGGACGAGCCUCCCGGUGUUUGGGUGGUGACCUGCCAGCCUCAGGUUGUCAAGGACUUGGGGGAAAGACAGUUGGGGGUGUUGUCCAGCGGGACAAGCCGAGUCAUGCGCUUUGGGACAAAUGCGUUUUCUCUUGUGCAUCCCGGGAAGUGAGGCCAGCUCUGGGCAUCAGCCUGAGACCCUAAACCUGACAGGCUGUGCAAAGGAUUUCGAACCCCCUUGGCGUGACUCCCUGAAAAGGAGAGACCUCAGCCACGCCCGCCGGCUGCUGGUAGCUGCCCUGCCCACACACACGUUCACUCUUUCCAUCACGGCGGCAGGGUUUCCCCAGGAGCUGGGUGUCAUCGCAAAGCCCAAAGUCCACGGGUGUGCGCUUGGGUCACCUGCACUGAACGCUCCCUUCGGGUCUCCGGCCUGCGUGGAAGACAACGUCCACCCAAGGAAAGGGCGCUCCAGCCUGCCCCGCCCUCACCAGUCUCUGCAUCUCCCUCCCUGUGGCCCCUCCCACAAAGCCCUGCCCCCUAACACAGGCAGCUAGAUGACUGUCAGUGUGUGUGAACUGUCAUUUCCAGGGGAGCCGGUGGGGAGGCGAGAGAAAAGCGCUCUCUAGUGGGAAAUACUCCCCCCCCACAGUGAAGCCAUGGCCAGUCACUUCAGUAAGGGAGGAACCGCUGUCCCUCUGACUAUGCCUUUCCUCCUCCUCCAUGUGUUAAAUUGGCGAAGCAAACAGCCAAGGGGCAUCACAGUGCCAGGGGUCGGAGGGAUAACAAUUAGGUAGGAGCCAUGUGUUGUGGGCAGGACCCACUGGACUCCUGGCAGGGGCUCCACCUGGGGCCCCACUCCCGUAGGGAGCUGUGCAUCCUGAACUCAGUGCUGAGAAGCCGCAAGGAACCUCCUUGUUGGGGUCCCCAGCCAUCGAGGUUCUGGGGACGGAGCCCUUUGGAAUGAGUGUGCACGCCCCUGGCCAGUCUGUGUGCCCAUCUCCCUUCGCCCCCUCUUCCCCUCUCAAGGUGUCUUGCUUUUGCCUGGGUUGGUCCCUGCAGGGAGCGGGACAGAAAAGCCAGGUUCCGGAAAGUCGGCCUGAGGUUUCUGGCAAGGCGUCCUCUGAGCCCCGCCCCGCACCCCCCCCCCCAGCCUCUCCUGCAGUAGCUGCCCUCUCGCUGGUGCCGCGAAGUCUUCCACGAGUCAGACAGGCCCUUUUCUGACUGUCCCUGGUGGCGCCACACCCGCUCAGAGAUACGCCAUUGUCCAAGAAGAAUUUCAGCUUUCUGAUGAUCUUAUUCCACAUGGCCUUACAGAUCCUGUAAAUCGGGGGCUCACAGAAGUAAUGUGCUGUGUUCUGGGAGGUAUUUCGUACUGUGCUGUGCCCUCAGUCACACCAAUAUUCUGCAAGCCGUGCACUUCCUCCGUGAUUUUGAUCCCUGAAAUGCUUUGUAAGACAGGGAGUGGGAAUAUCUCUGCAUUCACUAUGUAUUCUCCUGGCCUUCCUGCUGGGUCCCUUCGUCGGGUACGGACUCACGACAGAGAAGGGACCAGAGGCUGUGCGCAGGGCAGUUCAGCCUCCUGCCUGCUGGGACUCGUGCGGUUGCCCGAGAAAGCCCGAGCCCUGGCACUUGGGCACGGAGGGCAGGCCGGAGGCACUUUAUCCAACCCCAGAGAGAAGCUGGAGUCGCAUGACUGAGGCUUCACCUAGAAAAAUGCCUAUAUUUUUAAUGUUGAAACCACGGGGCUCCCUGGACCUCAGAGAGUAUCGGGCGUCGACAAGUGCUUUUAUAUUUUGUAACUGCAAAGAGGUUUCACGUGCACAUCGAGAGCAGUUGGGGACCUCCUCAACUGCCACGAAACCAGAUGACCUCUGCAUGUACAGAGAUGUUGCGUUCGCACUAUGGAAAUAGCAAAUAAAGCUUUGAUGCAAGUUGCGUUGGA
Artibeus jamaicensis (Jamaican fruit-eating bat) is the source of this 10792-nucleotide messenger RNA. RefSeq names its product KIAA1671 ortholog. The transcript has 13 exons. Bases 313 to 5766 code for a protein of 1817 amino acids. Lineage: Eukaryota; Metazoa; Chordata; Mammalia; Chiroptera; Phyllostomidae. The record is from RefSeq and is a predicted model, not a curated record.